GGUAAGAAUUAGAUCCAAUAGGAGGAACCACCAGAAAGAGGAAAUGAAACAUAAGGAGAUAAUGGCAUUUUCAAAUGAUUGGUUCUGUCCAUUGAACUUUAAAGAGUUUUCUGUUAGCCUGGAGAAGUAGGAUAUGUGUGUACAUGUGUCUCUCUAUACAUGUUUUAUUGUUUGUUUCUUGCAGAAGGAGAGAUUAGACCUCAAAUGAAAGAGACCACUGCAAAGCUAAGCAUUUCUAUGAAAGAAACUCAAAAGGAAAACCCCACGAAGGAUGGUGCCUGUGACUUCACUGGGAGACAAAUCUGUGCUGUAUUUGAGAGAAUCCACAUAGGAGAGAAACCUUAUGAUUGUCAUCAUUGUGGGAAAGACUUGAGUCAACAGUCAUCCCUUAUUUGCCAUCAAGAAAUUCAUACUCGAGAGAAACCACAUGAGUGUCAUGAAUGUGGCAAAGCUUUUGGUGAACACUCCUCCUUCAUUAUGUGUCAGAGAAUUCAUAGUGACAGGAAACCUUAUGAAUGUGAUCAAUGUGGAAAGACUUUCACACAGAGCUCCCGUCUAGCUAAACAUCAGAGAAUCCACACUGGUGAGAAACCUUAUGAAUGUAAUCGAUGUGGAAGGGCUUUCAGGUGCAAAAGCUAUCUUAGUCUACAUCAGAGAAUUCACACUGGAGAGAAGCCUUAUGAAUGUAAUCAAUGUGGAAAGGCUUUCAGUUGCAGAUCUAAUCUUGUUGUACAUAAGAGAAACCACACUGGAGAGAAACCUUAUGAAUGUGAACAAUGUGGAAAGGCUUUUAGUGGCAGAUCUAAACUUGUUGUACAUAAGAGAAUCCACACUGGAGAGAAACCUUAUGAAUGUGAUCAAUGUGGAAAGGCUUUCACAAGGAGGUGCCAUCUAGUUAAACAUCAGAGAAUCCACACUGGAGAGAAGCCUUAUGAAUGUAAUCAGUGUGGAAAGGCAUUCAGAUACCUCUCCAGUCUUGCUAAACAUAAGAGAAUCCACACUGGAGAGAAGCCUUAUGAAUGUAAUCAAUGUGGAAAGGCUUUCAGUCGCAGAUCUAUUCUUGUUGCACAUAAGAGAAUCCACACUGGAGAGAAGCCUUAUGAAUGUAAUCAAUGUGGAAAGGCUUUCAGUUGCAGAUCUAUUCUUGUUGUACAUAGGAGAAUCCACGUAAGACAAAAACAUUAUGAAUGUAAUCAAUGUGGAAAGGCUUUCAGUUGCAGCUCCAGUCUUGCUAAACAUCAGAGAAUCCACACUGGAGAGAAGCCUUAUACAUGUGCUCAAUGUGGAAAGCCUUAUAAAUGUGCUCAAUGUGGAAAGGCUUUUAGAAGAAACUCUAAUCUUGUUGUACAUCAGAGAGUCCACACUGGAGAGAAACCUUAUGAAUGUAAUCAAUGUGGAAAGGCUUUCAGUUGCAGAUCUAAUCUUGUUGUACAUAAGAGAAGCCACACUGGAGAGAAGCCUUAUGAAUGUAAUCAAUGUGGAAAGGCUUUCAGAUGCAGCUCCAGUCUUGCUGACCACCACAGAAGUCACACUGGAGAGAAGCCUUAUGAAUGUGAUCAAUGUGGAAAGGCUUUCAGUUGCAGCUCCAGUCUUGCUAAACAUCAGAGAAUCCACACUGGAGAGAAGCCUUAUGGAUGUAAUCAAUGUGGAAAGGCUUUCAGUUGCAGCUCCAGUCUUGCUACACAUCAGAGAAUCCACACUGGAGAGAAGCCUUAUGGAUGUAAUCAAUGUGGAAAGGCUUUCAGUUACAGCUCCAGUCUUGCUACACAUCAGAGAAUCCACACUGGAGAGAAACCUUAUGCAUGUGAUCAAUGUGGAAAGGCUUUCAGAUGGAGCUCCAGUCUUGCUGAACAUCAGAGAAUCCACACUGUGGAGAAACCUCACGAAUGUGAUCAGUGUCAAAAGACUUUCAGAUAUCACUCUGAUCUUACUUUUCAUCAGAGAAGCCACACUGGAGAGAAACCUUAUGGGUGUUGAGAAUGUGGCAAAGCUUUUAAUGUAAACCCUUUCCUCACUAAACAUCAAAGAAUCCAGACUAGAGGACAAAUCUCAUUAACAUAAUCAAUAUUGAAAAUCAUUCAGGCUAAUGUCAUCCCUGAUUUCCCAUCAGAGGAUUCACAGGAGAUGGAAAUCAUAUCCCUGUAAUGAAGGUGGAAGGGCAUACAAAUGGAGUAGAGCGCUUGUCAAAUAUCAGAAAAUUCAUCUGGGAAACAAGUUCUUUAUGGAAUCAGUGUCAGGAGGCCUUCAGCCUGAGAUCAUCUCUUCUUUUCCAUUAAGGAUUCACAGUGGAGAGAAAACUUAUGAAUGUACUCAGUGAGGUCCUGCCUUUCCCCAGAAGAUGAAGGUCACUAGACACCACAAUAUUCACACUGGAAAUAAGCUUUAUAAAAGAAAAAAUUGUGGAAAGACCUUCAACUGGAUCUCACACUUGUGUGUACAUUGCAGAAAUGUUGCUGGAGAUAAAACCUAUGUAUCUAAUUAACAAAGGGAGGCCUCCCCCUGCAGCACAGACCUCAUUAGACAUCACAACUUUCAUAUCGUGCAUAAAGCCCUGAAAAUGCAUUCAAUUUUUCUCUAAAAUCUUCAAGUUUCCCAUGAUUCCCCUAAAAUAUUCUAUGGCAUUCUUUGAUCAUUCCUCA
Vombatus ursinus (common wombat) is the source of this 2639-nucleotide messenger RNA. Its product is annotated as zinc finger protein 347-like. The record is from RefSeq and is a predicted model, not a curated record. NCBI's taxonomy places the organism in Eukaryota, Metazoa, Chordata, Mammalia, Diprotodontia, Vombatidae. Gene Ontology annotation, biological process: negative regulation of transcription by RNA polymerase II; central nervous system development; regulation of cytokine production. Gene Ontology annotation, molecular function: DNA-binding transcription factor activity, RNA polymerase II-specific; RNA polymerase II cis-regulatory region sequence-specific DNA binding. The transcript has a single exon. Gene Ontology annotation, cellular component: nucleus. Bases 160 to 1977 code for a protein of 605 amino acids.